Coccomyxa subellipsoidea C-169 is the source of this 1107-nucleotide messenger RNA. Its product is annotated as RNA-binding domain-containing protein. Bases 1 to 1107 code for a protein of 368 amino acids. Gene Ontology annotation, molecular function: mRNA binding. Lineage: Eukaryota; Viridiplantae; Chlorophyta; Trebouxiophyceae; Coccomyxaceae. Gene Ontology annotation, cellular component: cytoplasm; nucleus. The record is from RefSeq and is a predicted model, not a curated record. The transcript has 10 exons.
AUGGCCAGCAAGAUGGAUAUCGAUGACAAACUCAAUUCUUCCCUGGAUACGCUUGUGAAGGAAAGCGGCGGUCGACCGUCUCGAGGUGGUGGUGGUUCUGGUAGGGGCAGAGGCCGUGGGGAGAAGCGGGAGCGCAACGAUACUGGUGGAGUGAUCCGGGUUGCCAGGCGCAUCUAUGUCAGCAAUUUGACUUGGCGGACAUCUUGGCAGGAUCUGAAGGAUCACUUCAAGCAGGCGGGCAAUGUGGCAUAUGUGGACGUCUUGCGGGAAGGCCGGGAUGGCAGGUCAAAGGGGUGCGGCAUUGUGGAGUUUGAGACGGCAGAGGAAGCUGCGGAAGCCAUCAACACCCUGCACCUCAGCGAGAUUGACGGCCGCGAGAUCUAUGUCAGGGAGGACCGUGAGGAUUUUGACCUGAAGGCGGCGUCGGAGGGGCCGAGCGGAACGGGGGUUGCCAAGCGAGGGCGGCCCAGCGGGGGCGGCGGCCACGCGGAUGGACCCGUGUCCGUGGGCAAGCGCGUCUACGUCAACAACCUGUCCCACGACACCACCUGGCAGAUCCUCAAGGACCACUUCCGCCAGGCCGGCAACGUCGUCCAUGCCGCUGUCCUUACGUAUGAGGAUGGGCAGUCCAAGGGCUGCGGCAUUGUGGAGUUCCAGAGCUCCAACGACGCUCUACGCGCCAUCUCCCUCCUUUCCAACUCGACUCUGGACGGCAACACCAUCUAUGUGAGGGAGGACCGGGAGGACACUGCUGUGCGCGGACGCAGCCCACGCGGCGAACGCGGCGGCGGCGGCGGCCGCGGCCGUGGCGGCGACCGCGGCGGCGAGCGCGGUGAGCGGGGCGGUGGCGGCGCAGCUCCCGAUGGCACCAAGAUCGUGGUGCACGGUCUGCCCUGGUCAGUGGAGUGGCAGGACCUCAAGGACCUGGCCAAGCAGUACGGCGACGCUGUUAAGGCCGACAUUGCCAAGCGCUCCGAUGGGAAGUCGCGCGGCUUCGGCACCAUUGUGUUCAAGACUCCUGAGGACGCUCAGACCGCCAUCCAGAAGCUCACUGGCCUGGAGUUCCAGGGGCGUGUCCUGACAGCAAAGCUGGACGAGUUUGCUUGA